Messenger RNA from Lacerta agilis (Sand lizard), 1027 nucleotides. RefSeq names its product coiled-coil domain-containing protein 166-like. The record is from RefSeq and is a predicted model, not a curated record. Bases 98 to 946 code for a protein of 282 amino acids. The transcript is spliced from 2 exons. NCBI's taxonomy places the organism in Eukaryota, Metazoa, Chordata, Lepidosauria, Squamata, Lacertidae.
GCGACCGACAACACAUCGAGGGGCCUCUCCUCCGCCUCCUCGCUCUCCUUUUUCGUGCACCGCGAAGGACCCUCCAGCGCAGCCAGCAGGGCUCAGGAUGCCUCGCAAGCGCCGGGGGAAGACGCUGCCGCAGGCGCAGCCAGCUGGGACAGAACGCACAGCCCCCGGGAGCGGCGCCAAGGACUCCGGGGGUAGCCCGCCGCAGGAAGGCGCCUCGCCGCUGCAGGGGGAGCUGGAGCGCUUCUGCCGGGAGCUGGAGCGGCUGCGCGGGCGGCGGGCGCAGCUGCGGGAGCAGCACGAGCUCCUGGAGCGGGAGGCACAGCAGCUGCGCGCCGAGAGCCGGGAGUUCCUGAACUACGUGGCCAAGCGGGCGCAGCGGCAGGAGGGAGCGGCCGUGUCACUGGGCGACGAGAGCCGGCAGCUCCUGGCGCAGAUCCAGCGCGAGCACCGGGAGCUGCUGGCCCGCUCCGCGGAGCAGGAGGCGGUGCUGCGCGGGGAGCUGCUCCGCCAGGAGGCCGAGUUGGCCCGGCUGCGCGCCGAGCUAGAGGAACUGCGCGGUGUGCGCGCGCUGCAGCAGGAGCAGGUCGGCCGUGUGCGGGAGCUGCAGCGCGCGCAGGCGGCGGCCCGCAAGGAGCACGUGCAGCGGCGGCAGGAGGUGGCGGCGCGCUUCGCGCAAGCCAGGGCUGCGCAGGAGCGCGAGUCGCAGGAGCGGGCGGCGCGCGUGACCGGAGAGGCGCACCAGGUAGCCGCGCGGUGCCUGCUGGAGCGCAGGCUGGAGGCGCAGAGGCAGAACCGGGAACUGAGGCAGGAGCUGGCGCGGCUGGUGGCGAGGGCGCGGGCGCUGCAGGCGCACAAAGGCCGGCUGGAGGAUCGCGUGCAGCGCUUGCGGCGGCAGCAUGACUCGCUGCGGGACUUGGCCCUCCUGCGCCGCGGCGGCCCCGAAUGAGGAGAGCGACCGGCCGCGGGGACGCGUAGAGAAGCAGGAGGGCGGGCGCCCCUUCCCCGCGGCGCAGGGCAGACAAGCUGC